This is a messenger RNA of Calliphora vicina (urban bluebottle blowfly), 608 nucleotides long. Its product is annotated as lectin subunit alpha-like. NCBI's taxonomy places the organism in Eukaryota, Metazoa, Arthropoda, Insecta, Diptera, Calliphoridae. The record is from RefSeq and is a predicted model, not a curated record. Gene Ontology annotation, molecular function: signaling receptor activity. The transcript has 3 exons. The coding region runs from base 53 to 580 and encodes 175 amino acids.
GAAACUGAAUUAAAUUUAUUUAUUAUUAAGUGUGCUCUCUGCUUUAAAAGUUAUGGAAAUAUUAAAACGGAUUUUGUUUUUAGCAAUAAUUAUAGAAAUUGCAAAUAGUAUACCGGUGGAUAAAUGGCAGAAAUCGGAAGAUUUGCCCACAUUUUUCAUAAAUACUGAAAAUAAAUAUAACUGGCAUGAAGCUUGGAAUGAGUGCGCCUCCAGAAAUAUGUCAUUAGUGGCAGUCGAUACCAUUGAAAAACACACAGCAUUACAGACUGUACUAAGAAAGAAAUUUGCUAAAGCUCCCAAUUUAUGGUUGGGUGGUCAUGAUUUAGGCGAGAGUGGCAAAUAUAUUUGGUCCUCUACGGGCAAACAAUUCGAUUUUAGCAAUUGGAGUAAUGGAAAUCCCGAUAAUUAUAAGGGCUUGGAGAAUUGUGCUCACAUUUGGGAUCAGACCGAUUUCGAGUGGAAUGAUGGCUCGUGUAAAUCGAAAAUUGGUUAUAUAUGUGAAGAGAAUCGUUUUGUGGUGGCAGCUCGCAGAGAUUUUGCUGUUAAGAAAAAUUUUAUUUAUCAAUUGUUUGAAUUAUAAUGAGAAUAUAUUACGAUUCUGCGGAAAA